AUGUUGGCACCGUUGCGGUCUCUGGCCAGCCAGAGUAUCCGCCGCCUCGCCACCCCGACAUCCACCCUCGAACUGACGGGUGAUGCACCGAAGGGGCUGAACAAAACAGGGACCCCGUUCGUGGCCCCGAGCAGCACGGCCGAAUAUGCCCUGGCUCGAUUAGAUGACGUGAUGAACAUGGCGCAGCGAACGUCGCUUUGGCCACUAACAUUCGGGCUGGCCUGCUGUGCCGUAGAGAUGAUGCAUUUCGCGGCGCCACGCUACGACAUGGAUCGUUAUGGUGUCGUGUUUCGUGCUUCUCCUCGACAGUGCGAUUUGAUUUUCGUCGCUGGCACGGUGACGAACAAGAUGGCGCCUGCCCUGCGCAGGAUUUUCGAUCAAAUGCCAGAAGCCAAGUGGGUGAUCUCGAUGGGUUCGUGCGCAAAUGGCGGCGGAUACUACCACUACGCCUACUCCGUUCUGCGUGGAUGCGAUCGAGUGAUCCCGGUCGACAUUUACGUACCUGGUUGCCCACCAACCGCCGAGGCGCUGCUCUACGGCGUUCUCCAGCUCCAAAAGAAGAUCAAGAGGAAGCGUGAGGCCCAGCUCUGGUACCGUCGU
Molecule: messenger RNA, 600 nt
Organism: Mesorhabditis spiculigera
Lineage: Eukaryota; Metazoa; Nematoda; Chromadorea; Rhabditida; Rhabditidae
Source: the annotation of a GenBank genome assembly